Pseudocercospora fijiensis CIRAD86 is the source of this 1945-nucleotide messenger RNA. RefSeq lists its product as uncharacterized. The record is from RefSeq and is a predicted model, not a curated record. The transcript has a single exon. NCBI's taxonomy places the organism in Eukaryota, Fungi, Ascomycota, Dothideomycetes, Mycosphaerellales, Mycosphaerellaceae. Bases 292 to 1689 code for a protein of 465 amino acids.
CUUUGUCCUCGCUUCUAUUCUCGAGUCCUGGAAGACGUUCAUUGUUUUUGCCUUCUUAUUCUCACGCACCCACGCUGUUCUGCAAGCCACUAUAUUCAAUAUCGGCAUUGCUGAUAGUCACUCAUUUUUCUGAUACCAUUCACCACACAUUCUCUUCUGAUUCACUCUUUACCACGAAGUAACGCAGGCAACAGAACCUCCUGAACUUUCGGAAACUUCGAAGCAAAAACAAUCACAACUCUCUACAUGGCGCAGAGCGCAAUGAUGAAAGCAACAUUUUUCACGGCCGCAAUGGCCUCCACUGCCAUGGGCGCUCAAUUCGUCAUGUAUACGCCUGGCGGCGAUGACACGGCCGUUGAGCGCAUGGACUCGAUCAUCACUCCUGGAGGCAUCUCGGCUCACGUGCACCAAAUUUUUGGUGCGAACAAGAUGAGCCCCGAUAUGACUUACGAUUCCCUUCAAGACUCCGACUGCACGACUGUCUCCAACGCUGCCGGGGAUGGCAACGCUGCGGACAAGAGUGUCUACUGGCAUCCAGCACUUUUCGCCGAGGCCAGCGACGGCUCGGGCUAUAUCCGUAUCCCAACCUCAGGCCACAAGCUUUACUACAGAGAUGUCGGCAAUGAUGCCGAUAAGAAGGCCGAUCCAUUCGAGUUCCCGAAAGGCUUCCGCAUGGUGGCUGGUGAUCAGACCUUGCGCGCAGCCAACUCCGACACUCAGCACCAGACCAUCACGGAAUGGAUCUGCCACGGCAGCGGUUCUCAGAACAAGGGCGAGAACGGCGGUUUCCCGACUGGCGUCAGCGAUUGCGACGCCUACCCUGGCUUCAACGGCGCCAUUCACUUUCCACACUGCUGGAACGGCGAAGAUUUCGACCAAAACAAGCCAAGCGCACAUGUCAGCUACCCAGAGGGCGAUGUUCAGGCUGGCCCAUGUCCAAGCUCGCACCCAAUCCGCGUCCCACAUAUCUUCAUUGAGAACCAAUUCGACUUGCACAAGGUCAAGGACCAGGUCAAGCCGGACUCGUUUGUCCUGGCUCAGGGUGAUCCGACUGGAUAUGGCUGGCACGCAGAUUUCUUCAAUGGCUGGGAAUCCGGCGCUAUCCCCGAGCUGAUGAAGUCCUGCCCAGCACCCUACUAUGGAAACGCGGAUAUCGGAACAUGCCCAUCAUUCAAGAAGUUCAGCACCAAGAGCAGCGACUGCAAGCUCAAGACCACUUUCGACGAAGAUGUCAGCGGCCCAACAAAGUUCCUCCCCGGCUGCAACCCAAUCAGCUCCACAAGCCCGGCUCCAAAGAUGUCCAUCGCUGCUCUUGGCGUGUGCACCGAUACAUGCUCCGCCGCCAGCGGAAGCUCUGGCUCUGGUUCAAACUCUUCGCCACCAACUUAUGAAUCCAGCUCCAGCUCUGAAUCUGAGGCUAAGCCAUCAACGACUAUGGCCACAUACUAUGGCGCGAGCAGCACUUCCGCUGUCGAUUCCGCUUCCGCUACUGGCUACGGCGCAGCAUCUUAUGGAAACUAUGGCUCAUACAACGAGGAUGUCGAGAAUGCUGUGAAAAACAUUGUCUACGAGACAGCUUAUGUCACCGUCACUGCCGAUUACCAGAAGCGCGAAGCAGCUCCAACUGCUGAUGCCGCCUUCCACAAUCACGCCAUGCGACACAUUCACAGACACAAGCGUGGCCAUUAGACGAAAGGCACGCAAAGCCAGCCAUUCUCUUCUUUUGCUCGGCAUGUGUCGGAGCCUUUUGUUCUCAGGUGGGAGGAAGUGACAGGGGAACUCUUUCACAGUAUAUACCCCAUGUUUGGAACCAGAUCUCUUGCAGAAGCAGGAUUCGUGACGGUCUAGAUCUUGACGAUGACGAGACCCGAAGAAAGAUCUGUACAUAUUUUUUGCACAAAUGACGAUUGAACGAUAGAAAGAAAAUUUUUGGGUUUGCUUGCAG